UUUUAUUCAGCCCCUGAAAUUUAUUUUAUGGUAGUAUUUAGGAAUAAUAAAAUGAAAAAAAUAUUUGAUAAAUCAAUUCUGGUAAAUCAUGUUAAUACCAUUAUUGUUAAGUAGAUGAGGCUCCGAUAGCCCGGCAAAAAAUUUGACAGACCCCAGACAAAAGCAACGGCUCCAACGGCAAAUUCAAAUCACAAAAUAUUUAUUAAUUUAAUAGUUAAGUUUUAAGUCCAGUUCCCCUGUUAUAAAAUGACCAGUUCUGUGCAGAGGGCAAAAAACGCAAUCACUUUGAAGGGUUCAGCCGAAAUCGUCGCCGAUUAUCUCAAGUAUGGAAUCAACUCAAUUUUAUACCAAAGGGGCCUGUACCCACCCGAAACGUUCCGUUCGCAGGAGAACUACGGCCUCACCAUCCUCAUGUCAACCGACGAAAAGAUAAAAAACUUUUUAGAAGUAACCCUCACACAACUAAAAGAUUGGCUGGUGGAGCGCAUCGUCAACAAGGUAGCCUUAAUAAUCACCAACGUGCACACGCUCGAAGUGUUGGAGCGCUGGGACUUCCAGGUGGAAUACGAGGGCGACGUGUCCCAGGGCCACGCGCAGACCUCGCAGAAGGAACUGAAGCAGAUCCAAAAGGAAAUACGCGACGUCAUGAAGCAAAUCACGUCGUCGGUUUCGUAUCUGCCACUUUUGGACUGUUUGUGCAGCUUCGACAUACAGAUCUAUACAAAAAGUGAUGUAAAGAUGCCGAGUGAAUGGGCGGACGCUCAGCCAGCUCAUAUCAAAAAUGCUCAAUGUGUCAAAAUGAAGUCUUUUUCAACUGAUAUUCACAAAUUGGAAACUAUCGUUACUUAUAAGAAUGAAGACUGAUAUAUGUAUGUAGUAUUACCUUUUAAUGAAUUGUUUUAUUAUUAUAUUUCUUUACAGAAUAAAACACAAUUUUUAUAUA
Aethina tumida (small hive beetle) is the source of this 943-nucleotide messenger RNA. It is a transcript of the gene mad2, whose product is annotated as mitotic spindle assembly checkpoint protein MAD2A. NCBI's taxonomy places the organism in Eukaryota, Metazoa, Arthropoda, Insecta, Coleoptera, Nitidulidae. The transcript is spliced from 3 exons. Gene Ontology annotation, cellular component: cytoplasm; kinetochore; nucleoplasm. The record is from RefSeq and is a predicted model, not a curated record. The coding region runs from base 247 to 864 and encodes 205 amino acids. Gene Ontology annotation, biological process: mitotic spindle assembly checkpoint signaling.